Messenger RNA from Scatophagus argus, 2597 nucleotides. It is a transcript of the gene upf3a, whose product is annotated as UPF3A regulator of nonsense mediated mRNA decay. The transcript is spliced from 10 exons. Gene Ontology annotation, biological process: positive regulation of translation; nuclear-transcribed mRNA catabolic process, nonsense-mediated decay. Gene Ontology annotation, molecular function: telomeric repeat DNA binding. Lineage: Eukaryota; Metazoa; Chordata; Actinopteri; Scatophagidae. The record is from RefSeq and is a predicted model, not a curated record. Gene Ontology annotation, cellular component: cytoplasm; nucleolus. The coding region runs from base 57 to 1460 and encodes 467 amino acids.
CUGUACUCUCGCGAGUACACAGUAACUUCACACGGGCGAGAGGGAGAUGGAGAGAAAUGAGGUCUGAAAAGGACCAAAUGACCGUGGGCAAGGAGAAAAGCGUCGUCGAGAUACAGUUCAGAGACAUACCAAGAGAUCAGGAAAACGCUCCUGGUAACACCAAGCAGAAAGAAGAGAAGAAAGAGGUUUUUACGAAGGUGGUGCUUAGAAGACUUCCACCCAACCUGUCAAAGGAGCAGCUGGAGGAACAGCUCAGCCCACUUCCACCUUAUGACUAUUUUGAGUUCUUUUCAGCUGAUCAGAGUCUUUAUCCCCAUCUGUUCUCAAGAGCGUAUAUCAAUUUUAAAAACCCUGAAGAUAUCCUGCUGUUUCGAGAUCGAUUUGAUGGUUAUGUCUUCAUUGACAACAAGGGCCAGGAGUAUCCUGCAGUGGUAGAAUUUGCCCCCUUCCAGAAAAUCUCCAAGAAGAAGCUGAAAAAGAAAGAUGCCAAAGCUGGGAGCAUUGAAGAAGACCCAGAAUAUAAACGGUUCUUGGAGAAUUAUUCCUGUGAUGAGGAGAAAUCUAUGGCCAACCCUGAGACUCUACUGGGCGAGAUAGAGGCCAAGACCAGAGAGCUCAUAGCCAAACGGACAACACCACUGUUGGAGUACAUUAAAAAUAAGAAAAUUGAGAAGCAGAGAAUAAGAGAGGAGAAGAGAGAAGAGAGGAGAAGAAGAGAGCUGGAAAAGAAACGUCAGAGGGAGGAGGAAAAGCGAAAGCGACGAGAGGAGGAAAGACGCAAGCGAAAGGAGGCAGAGAAGCAGAAGAAAUUGUCUGAUAAAGAUAUUAAAAUUAAGCUCCUGAAGAAGAGUGACAGAGACGAUGACGUGGAUUCCGACCGAGUGAAGGAUAAAAGUGAUAUUGUGGAGACAGACAGAGGCAAAUGGGACAAAGCUGGAGGACAAAUGAAGCCAAAGGACUCCAAAGAAAAAGGUCAGCCUGAGAGCGACAAGGAGCAGAGAGAGCAGCAUGGCCGCAGACAGAGAGAAAAGGAUCACAGAGGAAAAGAUGAAGACAGGAAACGACAGCGGCAUCACUAUGAGUUUGACAAGUUCAUGCGUCGCAAAGAUGAGACCAAAUGGGGGAAGGGCUACUGCCAGGACCGAGCCAAGAAAGAGGGGCACCAUCAUGGCUAUUCUUACUGUCCAGACAGUGGGGAUAAACUGGGAAAGGAGGAGAGGGAGGAUGUGGGGAACAGGAAGGAACGCCUCAGAAACAAGGUGAGAGAGAAGGACCGUCCAGCCAUGCAGCUAUAUCAGCCAGGCGCACGCAACCGAAAACGCAUGAGCUCCGCUUGCAAAGGCUACGACUGCAUCCCGGUGGGCCACUCACCUGAACCCGGCGCAGAGCAUUGUUAUGAGGUUGUCCCUCUGGCAACGGGGCUGGAAAAGGGGUUUGAGAAAAACAAAGAUGAACAGUGAGCAGUCUGGAUGUAUAUAGAAAAUACAGAUAAAUUAUUUGGCUUUUCAGCCGAAGUUGAUAGUGACAGGUUUGACUGGUUAUCACUGAGCUUUCAAAAAACAAUGCACUCCAUUUAGGGAGAAAGGCACUUCAAAAGCAAGCAGUCAUUCAGUGUUUUUUAUCUGCAUUAGGUGUAACAAAAGUCAGAGCUUUGAAUGUCGAUCAAGGCUUGUGUUUUGCUGAAGCAUGAACAUUUUUAUUACACACUAAACAUUUUAAAUAUCACACUGUAAAAAAUAAAGAACCAUCAGAAUACACCUUUAGCUUGAAUUCUUGGAAAAAAACAUGUAAAAACAGUGAGAAGAGGGGAAGCACUUGCAGUCACAUUUAUGAUAGCACAAAAUGUUCAUUCUUUUUCUCACAGGAGUGUUUUGAUGCAAAUGCAGAAGCUGAUAUUUCAGUUGAAUUUUGAAGUUGCCUCCUGCUAGCUUGUUGUCACUUUUGUGAAAGCUUUUUCCUAAGAGUCAGCACCAUGUCAUUUCUGUAAAAGGCAGCUCACUUUUGGCACCCAUGUGUUUGCUAGAGAAACCAUGACCUCACCGCUGCAUCUCCAAGCUUUUGUAGACUCUGCUGGACUUGGAUGUUUUUAGAAUUCCUGUAGAUUUUAUUAAAUCAAAGUAUAGGUUGAACUUACAAACCACGGAUAUAGAAAAUUUGACUGAGGAAAAGCUUUUUCCAUCACUUCUAUAUGUCUUAUUAGAUUUGUGUCCAACUUAUUCUAAGGUGUCAUACAACAGAGACAAUGUUUUUGUUUUUGUUUUUGUUUUCAAACAAAGCUUUGUACAUGAUCAUCCAUGAGCCAAGAAGAACACAUUCUCUACAUUUCUACAAAGCAUUUCCAAGAAAUAAAAUGUGAAGUUACAAAAUAUGACACAGAUAAAUGAUUUUUUUAUGCUGUGUACAUGGUUUUCUAUUGAUUCAAUCGACUAAAUGUAAUGAAGGAGCCACAAAUAUUAAUAAAGUAAUAUAGUGUUUAAGAGGCCUUAUAUUAUUUUUGCACAUGACCUCACAUUUUUCCAUCAUACCUCUUGUAUCAUUUUCUUUUCUUGAAGCUAUGAGAAAAUAAAUCUGUUCUACCGUUACAAAACUGUGUUUCA